Molecule: messenger RNA, 4301 nt
Organism: Limulus polyphemus (Atlantic horseshoe crab)
Lineage: Eukaryota; Metazoa; Arthropoda; Merostomata; Xiphosura; Limulidae
Product: mastermind-like protein 3
Exons: 3
Coding region: 867-4070 (1067 amino acids)
Biological process (GO): Notch signaling pathway; positive regulation of transcription of Notch receptor target
Cellular component (GO): nuclear speck; nucleoplasm
Molecular function (GO): transcription coactivator activity
Source: RefSeq, a predicted model, not a curated record
AAACUACGUUAGCUACUCUUGACGAUAGCGUAAAGAGAUGUAAUGGUUAGUACGAGUAGUUUGUAUAAGGUUACAACUCAGGGUUGAGUUUCAUCAAGGAAUGAUAUAACUGUCAGUGUUUGAUUAGGUUUUCUUGAAGUCUAGUAAAAAGACUAAUGUCUUGUCAUAAACGUUAUGUUUCUCGUCAACUUGAAAUCGAGGCUCGUGCCAUUGUACGCCACGCGCCCUGAAGACUGGCAUGGCUGUCGGUGAUGGGACGCUAACUUACCAGCUGCUCCUCACGACUAACCCUGCCAAACGUUAGUGCUUACCAUCGGCUGCGUGUCUAUAGUCAACUAACUCACGCUAGAGGCGCCUCGACGUCGCUCGGGCAACCUGUCGACGCUGUCAAAAAGAGUAAGGUACAGUGGCUGAUCCGUUGUGCUUAAAAGUUCAGAAUAAAACCAGUACAGUUUAGGGAAUGAACGUGAAUCAGUGGCAUAUAACGUAUAUAACUACAGAAGGCCACAGGAUUUACAGAACUUGUGUGGCAGUUUAUUCGUUUGGAUACACACACACUGGAACAUAGUAGUGGAUUUGUAGACUGGAUUGUUAAGUUUGUUAAAAUCUGAUACUUUAUCAUCUAUUUACUAGUUUUACUGUGAGAGUAAUAUGAAUAUUUUAAGUUCGGUAGUGUUAAGAUAAAGCAUAUAUUGUGUAGUAAUUUAGUUAAUUCCUGUGAAUAACCUAGCCUGAACAGGAAGGGCUGGCCAAUAUCUUUGAAUUAUAGAAAAUAGAAAGAAUAUCACACACACUCUCUCUCUUUAAGUUUAAUAACAGAAACGAUUGUUGAAAUAGUCCCAAUUGUGGGGCCACUACAGGGAGGAAUGGGGGACAUCUUACCCCCGAAGAGGCAGGCAGUGGUAGACCGCUUACGUCGUCGAAUUGAACUCUACAGGCGCAAACAGAAUGGGUCCUUAAUACGUUAUGAACAAACUUCGAAUGGUUGGAAUCAUCAACAACGCCAAGACACGAUUUUUUUAAAACAACGAUACUUAGAAACUAAAGCUAAGAAAGCCAAAAAAAAUGACAAUAAAAGUACGAAAGAUGGUUUGGGCACAAAUUCAGAGAAUGCAAGAAAUGUACUUUCGAAACCAGCCAAGCGGCCAGCAGAAAGCCUUGAUACGCCAUUAAAUCAAAGUGAUGGGCUUGGGGAUCCGCCAGAACGUCAGGUCAAGCUAGCUUGCCGAAGUAGCUCGCCAAGCCAAGGACAACGGGAGACACAAGGCCAGUCCAGCCUCCCACGUUUCUCGGUACAAAUUGUCCAGCAGUUCUCUAGUUCAGAUUCCUCUCAUGUACAAAACUCACAAACUAUCCAGACCAAUGUUACUGUGAAAGCUGUACAUCCAGAGUCUCCCAUGACUUCGAUGGCAAGUGGUCAGUGCAACACGCUUCAGGAACCUCAGGUUUCUUCAGCGACAAGUAUCGAGUGUAAGCAGGAAAAAGUAGGAAACUUAAAUCAGUGUUCCAGUAUGGGACUGAGCACGUGCAACAACCACAAUUCUACAAUCGGGAAUAAUUCUGGCGUGGGAGAACGUUUUUCGGACGCUUUCUCUACUCUUGGAUUUCCCGACGAUUCCAGUGGUGACGUAAUUGAUCCUGACAUCUUAAAAGAUUUAAUUGAUGACGUUUUAACGACAGGAAAUCCGUCCGAUUUAAUGAAGGACUUCAAUUUUGACGACAGUGACAGAGAACAAGACCAAGAACCCAAAGAAACCGUUGAUCCCAUGCUAGAUAUCACUGGAAAAUCUCACAGCACUCCGCCUCUCCAUGGACACUUCUCCAGCACCCACAGUCCAUUCUCUACUAUGCAGGCACAAGGUGGUACAUCAGGAUUCAGUCCUGGACCAAGAGGUUCGCCCAUGGGAAACCACACAUCUGUUUCUGUAACUCCUUCGACUACUUAUCAAAGCCCCCAUUCGUCUAAUUACACCCAUUCUGGUAGUUUCAGUGUGAGUCCAACACUAGGACUGGACUUUAAGUUGAGUGAGCCUAGCCCAGCUGCUCAAACUUUGAAACAAAUGGCUGAGCAACAUCAGAGUUUACAGCAGAAACAACAAAUAGGAUUAAACAUGAGCUCCCCUCAUUCUAGAUCUCCAUUUACCAAUGAAAACUUCACAGAAUCCAUGACAUUACCUCCCAUAAGGUCUGGGUUUAUGUCAGCAUCCAGCGGACAGGUAAACACAGCUCAAAAGACACAGGCGUCCAGUAUGCUCGCAGCACGCAGUUACGAUAAACAAGUAAACUUUACAAGUGUCCGGCCAGCUAGUGGCAGCGGACCUUUUAAACAGGAAACUGAGAACGGAGUAUUUCCUGGGAGCCAAGGCAUAACAACAACAAAUAACAUGGCGCCAGUACCAGGAAUGGAGUACCAGAAACAACAGCAGGUCAUGCAGAUGCAGCAUCUGCACCAAUUACCACCAGAGCAGAAGUCAGUGAUGAGUGGGUCUCAUUACGGAGUUCCCAGUCCAGAUAACAAACAGUCACAGUCAGGAAUGCCUCAGCCUUCUGCUUACGGGUCCACUAGACCUCUUUCACACUUCACAGCUGGACAAACAUCCAGUGUACAUAAUCAGUUUGUUAGAGGACCCAGCCCCGGGGUUGUUUCCUCUCCCACACAACAUUAUCGACCAUCUUCCCGUUCGAAUUUGCAGUUGUCGCAAACUCAGCAACUGCAGAUCUCACAGACUGGUUCACAACUUCAGGUUUGUCAGAGCCAACAGCUACAAAUGUCACGAGAUUUUAAGCAGAACCCCACAGGCAACUCUCAACAGCAGCAACAAAUUUCAGUGUUCUCCACUUACCCUCAUUCCACCACUGCUCCUAGGCCACCCUUUCAGAUGAAUAUGUCACAAACUCAGUCUGUCAACUUUACAAACCAGUUCUCUGGUACUGGUAAUAGCAAUGGAGUGCCCGCUCAUGAAGAAAUGUGCCAACAUAUGAUGAAACAACACGUUGUACAGCAAAACAACAUAGGUGCUACAGCCUCGCAAAGAGAAAUCCAGCUUCAACAGUUCUUGAACAGGCCUCCACCGGAAUACAAACAUCACACAGUUACCAAUCAAGUACUUCCUCCUCAUCAGCAGAUGAUGGCAGAUAAUUCCAUGGUAGUAUUAAAUCCUACUCAGACGUCUCAGCGGUUUUCUCAGCCUUCUGAUGUUUCAAGAAGAGGACUGGUAUCCGAAUCCACAGUACACACUUUACAACAUCCUUCUUCGCAGAAUCAGAUGUCAGUGAGAGCAAGAACACAGCAAGCUUGUGUUCCAACGCCACAUGUGGGUAUGGGAAGUGCCUUAUCAAAUCUCAACCAAACGACAGGAAGCUCAACUCAUCCAAAUAUUACAUCAGCAAACCUUGCCGGACACAUGUCACGAACUAGAUCUGUGUACAGCAGUUGCCUUCCUCGCUCCCAGAGGCCUCCAAACGUCAAUGUAGGACCUGAGGGACUAAACAUAUCACAAAGAGCAGUAGCUCCAGAAUGGAGACAAUUGCUUUUGCAGCAGCAGCAACAACAGAGUGGUGUUAGACCAAUUAGCCAACCUUCAUCCCGCAUGCAAUUUUCUCGGGCACCGCUUGGGACCAUGGGACAAAAUAUGUUGUCUCCUACAAUGAAUAUGUUAAAUCAUCAAAUAAUCCCAAGAACUGUGGUUCCACAACAGGCGAUGAGAGGCGAAACUACACAACGUCAACAUCUACAAAAUAACCAAAUACUGAUGCACCCACAUCAACAAAUGACAUUUCACACAGGAAUGGACCCUAUGGACAGUACUAACGGUCAACCUAAUACUAUGUUGAUGACAACACUGGCGUCAUCAACCACUAAUUUGACUAAUCAAAGAAAUAUAUAUCCAACCAAUGACAGUACUAACCAAUCCAAUCAAGUGGAUGAUCCAACACAUUUUAAUUUAGAUUUCUUAGACAAUAACUUUAUUGAGGGUACAGACUCGGAUUUGCUAAACAUAGAUCCGGUUCUGAACGGCGGUAACAGCAGUUUCAGCCUGCUAGACGAGAUGAACAUGUUAAACAAAUAAUUCAAUAAAUAGCAAUAUCAUCCGGAUGAAAUUGCAUGAUUUGAACUACGCAAUAUAUUUUUUUAUAUCCAUGCCAAAUCAUUUGUUUGCAUGAUUUGUUGUUGUUUAGACUACAGAAUGUGACCAAGUUAAAUGGAACGAUUUGGUUAUGUCAAUGGAAUAUUAGGAACAUGGGGUCAUACAGAUGCUUUAAUGUAUAUGUGUUACGUAUAUGUUCACGUGAAAAAAAAA